Messenger RNA from Stegostoma tigrinum, 3274 nucleotides. It is a transcript of the gene chp2, whose product is annotated as calcineurin-like EF-hand protein 2. Gene Ontology annotation, molecular function: calcium ion binding. The record is from RefSeq and is a predicted model, not a curated record. The transcript is spliced from 7 exons. Bases 235 to 930 code for a protein of 231 amino acids. NCBI's taxonomy places the organism in Eukaryota, Metazoa, Chordata, Chondrichthyes, Orectolobiformes, Stegostomatidae.
AGGAGGAAUGCUGACGUUUCGGGUCGGGACUCUUCUCCUGAAAGUUGCAAAUAAAGCAGACAGCUCUGUAAAGCAACCAGUCCUGGUCUGAAGAGGUGUUGACAUUUCUGUGGGUGGCUGCCCGAUUCAGGGCGCCGAAGGUGUCUUUCUAUCACAUACAGGUCCAGCUCUGUUCCCACUGCCCUGUCAACCCGCCUCUGAGCUGCUGAGCACGGCUAUCAUUGGGCAGCUGCAAUGUCAAUCUCCCUGGAGGGGCGCAGUCAUGUGUUACAAUGUAUCACAAAGUUGUGUUCACACUGUAGCGCGACCGCGCAAGUUGCUGACUUGGUAACUGUGGGCUGCAGAAUGGGUUCGUAUUCGUCACACGUGUCCAAGAUCGAGGAUCUGCCAGGAAUUAUCCAGGAGACGGGCUUCACUAAGGCUCACAUCUGUCGUCUCUACAAUCGAUUUGAAGAGUUGGACAAAAGUAACAAGGGAAGUUUGAGCCGGGAAGAUUUCCAACAGAUCGGAGAGCUUGCUGUGAACCCCCUUGGAGAUCGGAUAAUCAAUGCUUUCUUCCCCGAUGGGAAACAGACUCUGGACUUCCGCUCAUUCAUUCGGAUCCUGGCAUGCUUCCGACCCACGGUAAAGAACAAGUUCGCUGAUCCCAAUGCACCAGAGCCAAUUAAUAGUCGAAACAACAAGCUGCAGUUUGCUUUCCAACUGUAUGACCUGGACAGAGAUGGGAAAAUCUCCAGGGAGGAACUUAUUCAGGUGCUUCGUAUGAUGUUGGAGGCACAAGUUACAGAUGACCAAUUAGAGAGCAUCACUGACCGAACGAUCCAGGAGGCUGACCUGGAUGGAGAUGGUGCCAUCUCAUUCGAAGAGUUCCGAAAGUCACUCGAGAAUAUUAACUUGGAACACAAGAUGAGCAUUCGAUUUCUUCAGUAAUGCCUGGACUGCUGCCCAGCGGGAGACUCACCCAUGAAAUGCAUUCCCGAGGGGAGUAAAUGCACUGAGACAUAAACUGCCAUGUUGAUGUUUUCAUAUUGAGAUUUCAGUGGCUUCCUUGAACCAUCCGCCCCAGUCACGUUUCAUUGAGCUUCUGUAGGGGUCUCUGCAGGGAGUGGGAGAUUUUGGCAUCAUUCCCGACCUGUCUUCUGUUCUCUGGCAAUGAUGGGAUUGCAAAUCAGGAAGCAGAAAAGUCAGCCAGGAUUCCCACUCCUGUGUUGUGACCCUCAGGGUAGAAUUGACUCCAGGCAAUGGGGGUGAGAGCCCCACAUCUCUUCCAUGAGGGAAAACACAUCAAACUAACAUGCAUGAUCAGUAGUGAACCUUUUCCGGAAUCAAGGAUUCUGGAACGUAGAAAUCCCGCACCCCGCCAUCCUUCCCUCCCAAGCAGAGGUGAGCAGCUCUUAUUGCAGGCAGCGCCGCUAGGAGAGUGUUGGCUGGUGCCAGGAAUACAAUCACCUGAGGCUGAAGUCGACUGAAGGGUUCAAGCCACUGGUGAGGGUGGGCUGCAAGGUGGAGUGUGGAGGUCCUGUCAGUGUGUCCCAUCUUCCCAAUGUCAGGUUCCUUUCUUGGGCCAUUGUUUGCUCCACAGGCAGCCAGCUGAAUUUGAGAAAACCCCUCUUAGUCGAAUAUGCUCUGUCACAGUCAGUGUUCACAACAGUGAAUCUGUUGUGGGAUGACGUCAGUCCAGCAUCCCUAGAAACAAAGUGGGUGAGACAUAGGGAUGGCCUGGUGCUGAGAUGGGCUGUUAAAAUAGCCCGCCUCAGUUCCCUGGGACCUCCUCCUUGUUUGCUUACAUUUAAGCCCGCCAGCCAUCACAUCUCUCACUGCACCACAUUCCCACCAGCCCCACCUGUUACCUUCAUGCCAGCUCAUGCCCCACAUGCCCCAAUGGCCCUUCAAGUUCCUUCCUGACAACUCGAAUCACUUCCAUAUUCAAUUAUCCAGCAUAGGAUCAACAAAUCGUACAAUACAAAUAGCACAUGUGGCACUGCCUUCACCAUUCAUUAUUCUUUGUUUCAAAAAGAAAACCUGCCACAAACCAAUAAAGUGUUAAUCAACCAGACCUUUCAAGUAUCAAUUACAAAUUAUAAGCAUUUGAUGUUUGUUUAUUUUCAGCAAACACUGAGCCAAUGAUAAACAUGAUCACACUAAAUAACUUUUGAUACCAUCAUAAAUCUGUAAAUCUAAUUUACAGAUGUGUCUGAACUCUCAUGCUUGGCUGGGACUUGCAUAAAAUGAUGAUGAGUGAGCUUGUUGAGGGAAAUGGAUUUGUUGAAGGAAGUGCAGAGUAGGUUGACCAGCCAAGAUGCUUCUGAUGCUGGAAAACUGACUGUAAUUUUGUUUUCUUAUUCCUUCAUAGAAUGUGAGCACUUGUUGCUAAUCAUUAAUUGUCAUUGGGAGUUGACAGUGAACCACCUUCUUGAGCUGCCAUAGUCCAUGUAGUGUAGGGGCACUCUGUUAUUUAGGAUGCGGAGAUUCCAGGUUAACCCAAUGACAGUUAAAGAAGAGCAAUUAUAGUUUGUUAUAAAAAUAGAUCAGUAUCCCAUGUUACUUACAGAUAUAUUGAACUUUUAACUAUAACAUAUGUUUUUAAAACAAAAGAUAUGAAAGUCAAAGAAUAGUUGAGGAUGUAAAUUCAGUGGCUGUCUAAAAUCUCUGUGUGGAUUACAUGGAAUCCAAGAGGAAUCAUGACAUUGUUAUACCUUGAAGAGCGUCAUGGAAACUUAAAACAGAAACACUUCAAAGGGAGAGAUGCUGUUCAGAAAACUGAACUGUGUUCUCCCAUGAGUUGUGUCCCAGACUGAUGAAUUGAAAAUAAAGAAAGGAAUUCUGGGCAAAAUGUGUUUCUUUUACAAAUGUAAAGAGCUAAAAAUAGUCCCAACCCUAGUCUCUUUGCAUUAAUGUUCUAGUUUGUGCAUCAAGUUCCAGUAUGCUAAAGAGUGCUCUGAAGAGGCACAGCUGAAAUUUUCAAAAGACACUUCGGGUAAAAGAAAUAGUCUCCCUCUCGGCUGAAAACAAGCCAAGUCAGCAAACCACUGUUGAAGGAAACUGGACAAACUGCUUUCAGUUAACUGCAGAACUAAGAAUCUCCAAAUUACCAAAAUUGCUGCUACCAGAAUCACCCACCUUAAUACUAACAAUCUGUUUGUCAUCGGCAAGUUGAAGAUCACUUUUACUUUCUAGAUUCACUUUACAUUUUAAAUCUGUGUGUACAUUUGACAUAUUUUAAUGAUCUUUUCUCAUGUUUUAGUCACUAAUAAACUCAUUUUUGCUUUAACUC